CGCGCAUCGCUAUCAGGUGCAUGUAAAAAAAAAAAUCAUAACAAAAUAAUCUCAAACAAACGAACCCCAGCGAGCCCUCGCAGCCCCAGCAGCCACUACAAUGCCAGUUAGAUCCGAAGAUAUUCGAGAAAAAAUAGAAAAUGGAAUCUACAAGCUUGCACUCAACAACAAAAGCACGCGCAGCACUGUGUGGCGCGUUUACCGAAAAAUUAAGAAAGAGGAUGGCACAAUCCUUGAGAACCUAUUGUAUUGCACUGGCUGCAAAGGCUUAAUGUCGUUUACCCACAAGUCGACGACAAAUCUACGACGCCACAGGUGCCAUCUGCAGUAUCUUAAAGCAAGUAUCUUCGGAAGCAAGUCAAGCCAAAAAAUACACAAAAACGAAAUUGACACGAGCAAAGAGGUGGAGCAGAAACAGUCAGCAAAUGACGAAACUGAACGUAUACCUGCUGUGGUGGUGAGCAAGGAGGAAAAACAGGAGCAGCUUGAGGACGAGGUUGAGAAGAAGCCCACUGCCGCAGACGUCGCCGCCUUCGCCAGUGCUUGCAUCGUCCAGCAGCAGCUCCAGCCCCAUCCCCAUCUACAGAAUCAGCCGGACAUGUCGAUGUCCCUCGAUGUCAGUGAAGCCCAAGAGUCCUCUAUAUACGCCCAAACAUGGUCUCUAGAGUAUCGCAAGCUCAGUGAAGACCAAAAGUUCUAUGCCAAACGAGCAAUUGACGAGAUCUUUGUCCUGGGCCGAUUACGGCGCCUGACAUUAAACACAGUGCCACCAGCUGAGUAAAUAGUCAUCUCCUUGGCGUAGUAUUAGUUGUCCAAUAUACAUAGAUAGAGGGUAUCAUCUGUACAUAUAAAAA
Molecule: messenger RNA, 854 nt
Organism: Drosophila subobscura
Lineage: Eukaryota; Metazoa; Arthropoda; Insecta; Diptera; Drosophilidae
Exons: 1
Coding region: 101-781 (226 amino acids)
Molecular function (GO): DNA binding
Source: RefSeq, a predicted model, not a curated record